AUGGGUCAAAACUUCAAAGUCCUUCUGGCCGUAUCACCCCCACUACUAAGCCGUUGGAAACAAAUGCUCAAGACGGAGCCAACGGCACGAAGCUCGACCGAGCCACAUCACACCUACAGCGCGCCGCAAUCCCCUCUACUCCAGAACGGCUCUCUCCACCAUAUGAUCACCUCCGCCCCAGACGUUCCCGCAAUGGCUAGCACUUUCUCCAACCCCGUCAAGCCCGCACCCACCAAUGACUCGGUGAACUCUGAUUCUACACUGCCGUGUUGGCAGCAAUACAAGGAUCAAGGUCCCGCAGCUCAUCGGCAUACUUGCUUGUAA
Molecule: messenger RNA, 324 nt
Organism: Puccinia triticina
Lineage: Eukaryota; Fungi; Basidiomycota; Pucciniomycetes; Pucciniales; Pucciniaceae
Exons: 2
Coding region: 1-324 (107 amino acids)
Source: RefSeq, a predicted model, not a curated record